Fusarium musae is the source of this 669-nucleotide messenger RNA. RefSeq lists its product as uncharacterized. The record is from RefSeq and is a predicted model, not a curated record. The transcript is spliced from 2 exons. The coding region runs from base 1 to 669 and encodes 222 amino acids. Lineage: Eukaryota; Fungi; Ascomycota; Sordariomycetes; Hypocreales; Nectriaceae.
AUGACGAAUCCGGAUUCUGUCAAUGCUAUUACCUUGCAGCAACACAAAGGGACGGACCAGGCGUGGGCCAAGAGAGCCUUACCUUCGUCCGACACCUCCAUUGUUGUUUCGGGUGGUAGCCCUGAAUCCCGACGCCGAAAGCGACGCAGGCAUGGCAGCUUAAGUCGCAUCACGCCCCCAUCGACUUCAUCAUCUGUGACUUCGUCCUUUGUUCCGUCGACUUCUAGAUCUGCCGCUUCACCAUCUGCCCCCGACCCACAUGGGGAUGAGAGAAAUAUAGAACGCCAGACAGUGCUACUGUAUACAGAACAGAUUGCAGAAAUCGACACAUCUCAAUUCGACAUCGCCACAGCCGAUGGGUUUUAUGUCGAAUACUUGAUACAGAAGCAGGAGGAGGAGUCUCAUCCUAUCGAGAGUCAUGACGAGGCUCAAUAUGUGGCUUUCGACGAUGAUGAUGCCACUACAGUCAUUCCAACAGGACCAUCAACAUUUGAAGAAAACGGUGGGUUCCAAGUUGGUAUCCAACCUGCAAAGUCGCAUGAGGUCGAUAUACGGUCUCUCCCCAACGAAAUGACCAGGACAUGGGUGAAGCCGACAGUGCGCUUCCAAUACAGAACAACUGACCGACGGCUCCCAUCACCAGACGAGGACUGUCUAUCGAGAACAUAA